CGAGGCGCCUCUUCCUCAGCACCACCGCUUCAGCCACCCCGACCGACCGACCGACCCGACCUUCCCCGAGGGAAGCGAUGAGCCAUGAAGCCGCCUGGCAGAAGUUCUCGACGGCAGCCUUCGCCUCCAUGCUGCCGCCGCCGCCGCCUCCUCCGCCUCCUCCUGGGCCUCUGGGGGGCUGCGGCGGCUGCUGCCGGAGGCGCCUCUCCUGCCCCCCCGAGGCGGCGGACCCAGCUGGGGCGCCCCUUGCGCCUCGUCUUUUUCACGCUCCUGCUCUUUCGCCCACAGAGCUCGGGGGUCACUGCGGACACCGCUCGACACUGGAAUGAAACUGCAGGAGAAACAGAAAGAAUCCCGGCAGAUGAAGAUACUGCAUUUCAUCAUACUAAUAGUAGUAGCAGCAAAAAUAACAAUCCCAGCAGUGCAUUCCAGAAAGAAAUCAUAUUGCCUUCAAGACUUGUCUAUUAUUUGAAUAGAGACUCUGAAAGUCCUUACCAUGUUUUGGAUACUAGGACAAGGCACCAGCAAAAACACAAUAAGGCUGUGCAUCUGGCUCAGGCAAGUUUCCAGAUUGAAGCCUUUGGCUCCUUGUUUAUUCUUGACCUCUCACUGAAUAAUGAUUUAUUAUCCUCUGAUUAUGUGGAGAUUCAUUAUGAGGAUGGAAAACCACAAUUUUCAAAGGGAGGAGAGCACUGUUAUUAUCACGGAAAUAUCAGAGGUGUCAAGAAUUCCAGAGCUGCACUUUCCACAUGUAAUGGGCUCCAUGGUAUGUUUGAGGAUGACCAUUAUGUGUACUUGAUAGAACCGUUGGAGUUGAUUCAUAGUAUGAGCAGUACAGGUAGGCCACAUGUCAUUCAGAAAACUUUAGGAGCAAAUAUCUCCAAGCAAUGGGAAGAUACUGAUACUGACUCUACUUCUGAAUGGCCCUUCUUGUCUGAGUUGCAGUGGCUAAGAAGGAGAAGGAGGGCUGCAUCACGUGGCAUAUUUGAAGAAAUGAAGUACCUUGAACUUAUGAUUGUUAAUGACUAUAAAAUGUUCAAAAAACAUCGCUCGUCCUACGCUUAUACGAAUAAUUUUGCAAAAUCCGUGGUAAACCUUGUUGAUGCGAUUUACAAGGAGCAGCUGAACACAAGAGUUGUUUUGGUUGCUGUUGAAACCUGGUCAGAUAGAGAUCGUAUUAAUGUUCGUCCUGACCCAAGGCAGAUGCUUCAUGAUUUUUCCAGAUAUCGACAGCAAUUCAUCAAACAGCAUGCCGAUGCUGUACAUCUUCUCUCGAAUGUGACAUUUCAUUACAAAAGAAGUAGUCUGAGCUACUUUGGAGGAAUAUGUUCUGUGCCGAGAGGUGUUGGAGUAAAUGAGUAUGGUCUUCCCUGGGCAAUGGCACAAGAACUAUCUCAAAGUUUGGCUCAGAAUUUAGGAAUACAGUGGGAACCAGCAUCCAGGAAACAGAAAGGAUGUGACUGCACAGAUUCCUGGGGUGGAUGCAUUAUGGAAGAAACAGGUGUCUACCACCCCAGAAAAUUCUCAAAGUGCAGCAUUAAAGAAUACAAAGAUUUUUUAAAACGUGGGGGAGGUUCCUGUCUUUUCAAUAGACCCACCAAGUUGUUUGACACUACUGAAUGUGGAAAUGGUUAUGUUGAACCAGGAGAAGACUGUGAUUGUGGCUUCCAAACGGAUUGCCAUGCAGAGUGCUGUAAGAAAUGCUCACUUUCCAAUGGAGCUCAUUGCAGUGAUGGCCCAUGUUGUAAUGAAACUUGUCUUUUUUUUCCACGAGGGUUUGAAUGUCGUGGUGCGGUAAAUGGGUGUGAUAUCACAGAGAACUGUACCGGGGACUCUGGUCAGUGCCCACCAAAUCUUCAUAAGCAGGAUGGAUCUUCUUGUGAUUCAAAUCAGGGACGUUGCUACAAUGGAGAUUGCAAGACAAGAGACAAUCAGUGCAAAUACAUCUGGGGACCUAAGGCUUCAGCAUCUCAUAAACACUGCUAUGAGAAGCUUAACACAGAAGGUACAAAUAAAGGAAAUUGUGGGAAGGCUGGAGAUAAAUGGAUUGCUUGCCACAAACAUGAUGUAUUCUGUGGAUUAUUGCUAUGUGCAGAUCUUGAGGGGCCUCCACAAAUUGGUCACCUUCAGGGAGAAAUUACUCCAACUUCCUUUUUCCACCAAGGUGUAGUAGUGAACUGCAGUUUUGCACAUGUACUUUUAGACGAUGAAACAGACUUAGGUUAUGUCGAAGAUGGAGCUCCAUGUGGUCCUGAGAUGAUGUGUAUGGACAGAAGGUGCCUAUCCAUUCAGUCUCUGAAUAUAAGUAGCUGUCCUGUUGAUGCUAAGGGAAAUAUUUGUUCUGGACAUGGGAUAUGCAGCAAUGAAGCCACAUGCAUUUGUAACACCACCUGGGCAGGGACAGAUUGCAGCAUACCCGAUCCUAAGAGGAAAGAAGACUCUGAGAAACCAACUGGACCAAAGGAAAUGUCAAAAAGAGAAGAUAUGAUCCAAAUCAACAAGGUAUCUAAGGAACUCAUUGGAAGAACUUUCCUACAUAUUGCUGGAUUCUGGAUAUGGUGGAAUUUUGUAAUAGCUGUGCAGAAAAUACAUCACCGCAGACGAAAACUAAGACAAAUGAUUUACAACAAACUACAGGCUGGGAUAUGUAUGAAAGGAUUGAAGGAGAACUGUCCUUUUUGGAGAUUCAAGUGCAAGAACACCCUCCACUCAUUUGUUUUUUUUUUUAGAGUGUUAGACACAAGACAAGUGCUAUAAAUAAACUAUUUUGGCCUAACUUUUUUUAAAAAAAUAACAAAGAAUGGAGCAAACAAACCAAGUGCAAUAAGAGAACUGAUUGAAAAUAUUCAAAUAGGUAAAGAAUUUCUUAACUGAUAACAUGCCCUUGCAUGAUAUUUUAAUAUUAAUGACAGACUCCAGUGGCAUGAUAAGCUAAAUUUUGAAAUGGUAAACUGCAUGGCAUAUAUACAGCAAACAAGCUAGCAAGCUGACCCCAAGCAAAAUCUUCAUACCAAGAAAACCGUAAAAAUAAAACACUGAAAAAUUGA
Pogona vitticeps (central bearded dragon) is the source of this 3047-nucleotide messenger RNA. It is a transcript of the gene ADAM23, whose product is annotated as ADAM metallopeptidase domain 23. Gene Ontology annotation, cellular component: presynaptic membrane. Lineage: Eukaryota; Metazoa; Chordata; Lepidosauria; Squamata; Agamidae. The record is from RefSeq and is a predicted model, not a curated record. Gene Ontology annotation, biological process: proteolysis. Gene Ontology annotation, molecular function: metalloendopeptidase activity.